This is a messenger RNA of Anisakis simplex (herring worm), 348 nucleotides long. The record is from the annotation of a GenBank genome assembly. NCBI's taxonomy places the organism in Eukaryota, Metazoa, Nematoda, Chromadorea, Rhabditida, Anisakidae.
AUGAAUGCGCAAAACUUAUUGAUGGACAAAAUGAGGCUAAUUGUUGCUGAGAGGACACGUCAGAUAGUGACGUAUCGUCAUGAGAGGAUGGAUAUGUUGAGCUCGGCUCAUUCAGCUGUUACUCAUCAGGGAAUUAAUUUUAUCGCACCAACAGCCCACGAUGCAGAAGCAUAUUGCUUUUUAGUCGAAAAAGAAAUAUUCGAAAGUGCACUCAAGAAAUUAACGUUAUGUAAACGAAACAGUAUAGCAUUAGAGAAUGUACACUGUAAUAGGAAUAAGAAAGAGGCAAACAAAGAAACGCAAAGAUAUGGUGGCAAUACGGAGCAGAUCAAUGUUUAUUGUGAUUAA